This is a messenger RNA of Tribolium madens (black flour beetle), 526 nucleotides long. Its product is annotated as general odorant-binding protein 72-like. The transcript has 5 exons. Lineage: Eukaryota; Metazoa; Arthropoda; Insecta; Coleoptera; Tenebrionidae. The record is from RefSeq and is a predicted model, not a curated record. Gene Ontology annotation, molecular function: odorant binding. Bases 59 to 487 code for a protein of 142 amino acids.
UGGAAUUAUCGUGUUUUGCUACUUUUGUUUACAUUUUAGUGUUAGUGAAUAGACAAGAAUGAAAGCUAUUUUGUUGCUGUUGGUUGCAACUUUAAGCUUUUAUCAUGUUUAUUGUGCGAUGACUGAAGCUCAAAUGAAAGCUACGUUGAAGCUUGUACGAAAUACGUGCCAACCAAAAUCCAAGGCCACCAAUGAACAAAUUGAAGGAAUGCAUUCAGGCAACUGGGACUUGGACAAAAACGGCAAAUGUUACAUGUGGUGCAUUUUGAAUAUGUAUAAGCUGAUCGGAAAAGAUAAUAGUUUUAAUUGGGAAGCCGGAAUUGCAGUUUUGAAAGCUCAGGCUCCCGAGACUGUUAGAGACCCUGCUAUCGCAUCUGUAAAUAAUUGCAAAGACGCUGUUAAAACUGCUUCAGAUAAAUGCGAGGCUGCCUAUGAGAUAGCACACUGUAUGUACCUGGAUAACCCCGAGAAAUACUUCUUACCAUAAUGUAAUUAAUUAAGUCUCAAUAAAUUGGUGUCACUUUAA